Molecule: messenger RNA, 822 nt
Organism: Solanum lycopersicum (tomato)
Lineage: Eukaryota; Viridiplantae; Streptophyta; Magnoliopsida; Solanales; Solanaceae
Product: probable lipid phosphate phosphatase beta
Molecular function (GO): sphingosine-1-phosphate phosphatase activity
Source: RefSeq, a predicted model, not a curated record
UUUUUAACGAAUUUCUGACAUUUCCACAAAUCAGUUGGUUUCUACUCACUCAAACUGGAACAAUGGUAUCCAUGUCAUCACCUCCGUCGCCGGCGCCGUCUUUGCUCCGCCGCAUCGUCGAUUUUGAUACCGCCAUCUCCCUCCGUCUUUACACUCUAACUCACCCUAUUCUCCCUUACUACUUCCUCAAAACCCUAGAGAUCUCCGGCGACGGUUUCCUCUUCUUCCCUUUAGUCCUCUCACUACUCCUCUACCCUCUCGCUUUCUCCGAUACCAAAAAUUCCAACAUCUUCUUAAUAAAUUUACUACUCGGUGGCAUCCUCGACCUUAUCGUAAUCGGACCCCUAAAACAUCUUAUUCGGAGGCCCCGACCCGUUUACAACAAAAACAUGUUUCUAUCCUUUGCCGUCGACCAUUGGUCAUUUCCCAGUGGACAUUCAUCCAGAGUUUCCAUGAUUGCUACUCUCUUUUAUCUAUCAUCCGAUUUCAUUCGGGAUGUUUUGAUUCAGCUUAAAUAUGAUUUAUUUGUGGAUUAUUUGAUGCUUAUUGUGAUCGGAUGGGCUGCAACCACGUCGUGUUCCAGGGUACUUCUUGGACGGCAUUUCGUAUUCGAUGUUAUUGCUGGUGUACUGUUGGGUAUUCUCGAAGGAUUGUUUGUGUUUCGGAUUUUCAAUUAUGUGACAUUCACCUCAUUCUUCACAUGACGAAGUUGUAAGCUUUAUUCCUUAUCUGUUGUUGAGAUUGUUGAUGCAAAAUUGAUAUGAAUGAAGUUCGUUUCAUUAUCUAUCUCUGUUAAUGCUAUAAAAUGAUACUUUGGAUUCA